AUGGAACAUUCAAAGGAGAAAGAGAAUCUGCUCGCUGAAAUGGAAGCACUGAAAAAGACGAUAGCAGCUGAAACGGCGUCGAAGCAAACGGCCACUGAAGAGAUGUCUAUAGCGAAACAGCAAAUACAGCAGCUGGCAGAGGAGAAACGAUCUUUGGAAGAGCAGCUAAAGAAGACGUUGAGUGAUGAAGCAGAGAUGAAAGGAAGGCUCUCGAAUCUUGAGCGAGAUAAGGAGGCCAUGCAAAAGCAGCAUGAAGAUGAGCUUAAAUUGGUACGGACACAGUUACAGCAGCAAGAAGGAACCUCUUCUCAAACACAACAGCAGGCAAGUAACGAAGUCGCAGAAGCGUUGGAAAAAGUUCGAUCGGCUGAGGAGACCAAAUUAGCUGUGGAGAAGGUUAUGGAACAACUGAAGUCUGAAUUAGCUGAGAAGCAAAGAGAGGUCACUUCUCUUCGGUUAAUCGAAGCGAAUGCGAAUGUGAUGAGAUCUUUCAAUGAACUCGAGCAAGAUUGGCAGAAGAAGCAGUUACGUCUUUGUGAGAAAAUCGACGAGUUAACUAUUGAAUUGGAACAGGCCAAGAACAGAACUCAAAGCGAGGAGGUGAAUUCGUUGAAAAGAGAGCUUGCCUUUACCAAUUCAAUCAUUGCCGAUCAAAGGAGGAAGGAAGUGAAGCUGCAAGAAGAGAUUGAAGCUCUCAAAAGUUUCUCAGCUGAUUCAGUGAAUGUGCCACUAAUGUCGGCUGCGAAUCGUGAAGUGAAGCCAAGAAUGUACUGUGAUAUCUGUGAAACGUUUGACCAACAUGAGACGGAGGAUUGUCCGAAACAAGAAGUCCAAGAAGAGAUGGUCCGAACAAAGCCAAAGAAACCACCACCACCAUCUCGAGAGUACUGCGAUUACUGUGAAAAAAGCGCUACGUGCGCUGACCGCCUGCGAGUGGUGCCUCCUGGCCCUCCAGCUUCAAACUCGGUGCUGGAUCUAAUCUGA
Messenger RNA from Ostertagia ostertagi, 984 nucleotides. NCBI's taxonomy places the organism in Eukaryota, Metazoa, Nematoda, Chromadorea, Rhabditida, Trichostrongylidae. The record is from the annotation of a GenBank genome assembly.